Messenger RNA from Dissoconium aciculare CBS 342.82, 736 nucleotides. RefSeq lists its product as uncharacterized. The transcript has a single exon. The record is from RefSeq and is a predicted model, not a curated record. Bases 89 to 676 code for a protein of 195 amino acids. NCBI's taxonomy places the organism in Eukaryota, Fungi, Ascomycota, Dothideomycetes, Mycosphaerellales, Dissoconiaceae.
CACACGUCGGAGCCAUUGCUUCGCAUCACAACAGCAUCGCAAUUAACCAGAGCUUCUCUUCUCUUCACCACCGCUCAUACUGAAAAAGAUGUCUUGCUCCAGCAAACGGAAAGCGUCCGAGGCGCUGCCAGAAUACGUCACAGAAUCAGAGCUGUACAUCAAGCGAUACUGCCAUGACUUGUCCGCCGGGUACCCAAGCGAAUCGCGUUGGAGUUCCUCGCAAAGUUCACAAGAAAGUACAACCGACGUCAGCUAUGGCGAUCGAUUCGCACAUUCGUUCAGCACAUCCAAAGCUUCCACGGAAUUAACAACGCCGUCCGAGUCGUCCCACCGACGAUCGUCAUGCACAUGGGGCCGUGAAGAAGAACUACGGUCCGCGUUGGAGGCAGCUCUCAUCGCCGACUUUGGCCCAAGUCCUCAGGGCCUCCCACCGACAGAGCAGCAAGAAGAAGACGAAUUCUGGGAGGGUCGCGGCGUGACCACUGUCUGGUGGCAAGCAGACUCAGGCUUCUGGUACAAGAAGCCGGAGGUGACCCUCGAGUUCAACACUGUUGACUGGAGCGGCGCACGCCGUCCAGAUGGUGGGAGCGGCGGAGUCUGGCGUUCGGAGCGUCUCGAGAUUGCUCCGUGUGAGCGCCGAACCCGCAUCAAGCUCCAUCGGCGAAAGUGCAGCUGAACGACUGGGCAGGAAACAUCGCGCGCGCGCGUGUGUUCCAAAGACCCAGUGUCACAAGAU